This is a messenger RNA of Ostertagia ostertagi, 282 nucleotides long. The record is from the annotation of a GenBank genome assembly. Lineage: Eukaryota; Metazoa; Nematoda; Chromadorea; Rhabditida; Trichostrongylidae.
AUGACGAAUGAGCAAAUGGUUGCCAGGGAAAUGCGUGAAAAAGCUGCCUACGCACAAAAAUUGGAGCAAGAGCUUGAGGAGACGCGAAAACGACUUGAGGACCUAAGUAAACGUUGUGCUGGAAAAGACGAAGAGCUCAGAACGCAUAUGGAGAUCAUCAAUGUGCUGAAGGAGGAAGACGGAGAGGGCAGGCGAGAGAUUGCUGAAAGGGAUCGAAGAAUAAAAGAAUUAGAAGAUAUGGUGCAAGGAAUAUUUGACCGUGGAGAGGUGAACAACUGCUGA